AUGGAUGUUCCCUCAACGGAACUACAUUCUGAAAGUCAGACCGACACUUUUCCGUUAUUAAUGGAGCGGCCAGAGAAUCUUAACAGUAGUGCACAUAUUAUUGACAUACCAAGAAGCAUCGAUGUCUCUGUGUCACCAUCUCAUGAUAGAAUUUCGAGUGGUUUGGAAGCAUCGUCGCAUGAGGAUAGAUCUUCGAGUAGCGUGAGAGCACCCAGUUCUCAGCCUUCAACAUCUUUGUCGAAUGGAACAAACUCUCGGAGCUCCUCAUUAAUAAGGAGAGGGGAAGCUCGUCGACGCAGGAGUCCUUUGAACUCUGGUUUAUGGAUUUCUGUUGAAUUAGUUCUCACCUUGAGCCAGAUUGUUGCAUCUAUUGUCGUUUUGUCUGUGUCAAGACAUGAACAUCCACAUGCACCGUUGUUUGCAUGGAUUGUUGGUUAUGCAUCAGGAUGUGUUGCAACCCUCCCUCUUCUUUACUGGCGUUAUCGUCAUCGUAACCAGGCUUUGGAGCAAGACUCAGCUCAAAAUCGUCAGGGUUCUGCACAUAUUAACGUUCCUGCAGGACCCUUUUCUCUUUCAGUCAGUAGGAAUUCGGAAGGGGACGAUCGCCGAUCUGCCACUACCACACCUAGAGGUGGCCAAAAUGCUGUACUAAAUGCAAGAUUCAAGGUUUUGGUGGAAUAUUUCAAAAUGGCUUUGGAUUGCUUUUUCGCAGUUUGGUUUGUGGUUGGCAACGUGUGGAUAUUUGGAGGUCACUCAUCUGCUGAGGAGGCUCCAAACUUGUACAGGUUAUGUAUAGUGUUUCUUACAUUUAGCUGUAUCGGAUACGCGAUGCCCUUCAUUCUGUGUGCAACAAUCUGCUGUUGCUUGCCUUGUAUAAUUUCUGUUCUUGGAUUUAGAGAGGAUCUGACACAGACAAGGGGAGCCACACCUGAAUCAAUUGAUGCCUUACCAAUAUACAAGUUUAAGUUAAUUAAAAAUAGAAAUGGUGAGGAUAGCAGCUCAGGUACUGGUGAUGGUGGGAUUGUGGCAGCAGGAACAGAAAAGGAACGUGUGAUCUCAGGAGAAGAUGCUGUUUGCUGCAUUUGUUUGGCAAAAUAUGCAAACAAUGAUGAGCUGAGGGAGCUGCCAUGUUCUCAUUUCUUUCAUAAGGAGUGCGUAGACAAGUGGCUGAAGAUCAAUGCAUCGUGUCCCCUUUGCAAGAGCGAGGUCGGUGAGAGUAUAUUAGGUUCACUGUCGGGGUUAAGUUCUAGCCAGAGACGGGUUGAAAAUGGGGCCGGCAAUGGUGUGGCCGGCACCAUGUUUUGA
Messenger RNA from Dovyalis caffra, 1305 nucleotides. The record is from the annotation of a GenBank genome assembly. Lineage: Eukaryota; Viridiplantae; Streptophyta; Magnoliopsida; Malpighiales; Salicaceae.